UAAUCAGAUAUAUCCAUUAACAAACCUAAUCAAUUCAAUACACCAAAACAAUCAUACAUAUAUAUUCCAAAAUGACAGACAGAAAUUCGGAUACGGAAUUUCGGAGAUACCGCAGAUCCCGAAGACAAAGUUCAUUACACUAUCAGAUAAAGAAGCCGGGGUCAUGCACCCUCAACUACAAUGAUGAGCGAAUCUGGGAAUCGAAUUACCUAAAGCACAAGUGCAAGGAGCUAAAGUUGGAGGAGGAGUAUCAAAAGUAUCAGAUCCGUCUGAUGAUCAGCUAUCUGGGAGUUUUCUUCGUAUUGCAUAUAAUGGUCGUUGCAGUCUAUAUCACAGUGAUGAUUACUCAGACCGAGUAUACGGAACGCGUGUAUCCAAAUAUAAUUUGCUGCGCAGUCGUGGGUACCCUAAUUAUGGCUAUACUAGCUAUCAAUUUCCUGGAUUUUGUGGGACGACACAGAUGGGUAAUGUCCUUUACCUCGGUUCUGGCCACAUUUUGCUUAGUGGGAACAGAUUUGGGAUUGAAUGCAUAUCAUUAUACCCGCUACGACUGGCCCCUUAAUUCCGCAAUGGAUAUUUAUGCCCUGUGUAUGAUCUACAUGUUCCUUCCGAUUCCCUCCAUCAAGACGACUGCCCUACUUGGUUUCUUUGCCAGUGCUGCCUAUGUGGUUUACUUUCUGCAAGUGCUCGCCUUUCUCUCAGUGUAUGCCGCACGCACCUCACAUGGAUAUGAUGCAAUUUCGGUUGAUAUCUUUCACUAUUUUGGCUUCAAUAUGCUGGGCAUUUUCUUUCGCAUCAUGAAUGACACAAUGGUGAGGUCAUCGUUCCUCGAUCGCCAUCAGUAUAUCAUGGAGGAGAAUUGGUUGCAUCAUGCCCUACACCAAGAAUCAAUGCUGCUGCACAACAUUUUGCCACCGCAAAUAGCAAAACCCUACCAGGAGAGCAUCAAGAAUAAGAUAAUGCAAGCGGACUUUGGCAUGGAGUUCGGUUCGCAAAACUAUCAAAGCUCCAUGGCCGUACAGAUACAUCCCGAUGUUAGCAUUCUCUAUGCGGAUGUGGUGAAUUACACACACCUGACCACAACCUUGUCGGUGGAGAGUCUGGUGAUGGUGCUGCACGAUCUCUACGGAAGAUUCGAUGUGGCUGCCGCCAUGUACAAGGUCCAAAGGAUCAAGUUCUUGGGCGAUUGCUAUUACUGUGUGGCCGGUCUGGUUGAGCCCGAUCCCGAUCAUGCUGAGAAUGCCGUGGCCCUGGGCCUUUGCAUGAUUGCUCACAUUCAGGAAGUGAGGAAAGCACGAGGACUGGAUAUCGAUAUGCGGAUAGGAAUCCAUUCGGGAAGUCUCUUUGGCGGCGUUAUCGGUCAGGCCAAGUUGCAGUUUGAUAUAUGGGGAGCCGAUGUGGAUAUUGCCAAUCAUUUGGAGUCCACUGGUAAAGCGGGCUAUGUUCACAUUAGUGGACGAACUUUGGGCAAUUUAACACCGUCCACUUAUGAAAUAUUACCGGGAACAGAAGAUGCCCUCAAUGAUCCUGUACUGCAAAAGCAUCCAAUGAGGACAUACCUAAUUACUGGCACUCCCUUCUGGGUCCCAUCGAGAAGCUCUGGACGUCCCAGAACGCAUCAAUCGGCCAUUGACAUUAAGUCACGACCCGUUCAGGGCGAUCCGGGAACUAAUAUUAUGACCGAUGAACUGCGGGAGGAAUUUCGCAAUAUGCCAGUGGGUGGCUUUGACUUUCGACGCAUGUUUCCAUGCUGUGAUCGAUAUGGCGAAGUCUCAAAACAUGAAAAUGAGCAGGAAAUUGGACUUUUGUGUACAAUGUUUAAAGACUCAUCAUUGGAAAAGCAUUAUCUACAGCAGCCAGAUUAUAUUUUCAAGCGAUCAACACUAAUGGCCUGGCUAAUUGGAGUUUGCUUAAUCUACAUUCAACUGCUGGGCAAUAGUUGCACAGAGUGCAUUGUGGUGGAUGUGAUUGUGCUCAUAUUUCUCACAUUUCUGCUGUUCAUCUCGUGGUUCAAGAAAGUGUGCUAUUGGAAAAAUGGGAAAAAACAGUCUAAGGUGUACAACAAAUUUUGCCUGAUAUUCCACCUUCACGAAAAGAUCCUGCGCAGUUUAUUCCUAAGGAUAAUGUGCUAUAUGAUGAUUAUAACGUCGUACUUAACCGUAUUGCUCAUGAUUAUGAUAAAUUGCGUUCGUGCCGAAUAUGAAUUGGAAUACAUUGAGAGCAAACUCUACCAUUACGAGGUGAAUCGUUACAAUUGUUUCCAUCCGUGGGCCGUAACAAAUAUGAUGGCUCUCAUUCUUGGAAUGAGCUACACAUUCGCCCGUAUACCGUUCGCCCUCAAGACCAUCCUCACCUUCCUCGAGGCCAUCACCUUCCUGGUCUUAAUCCUUGCCGAAUAUCAGUUUGUAUUCCAGCAUAGCAACACUACGGUUCCCUAUAUGCGAUCAGAGGUUGCACACUGUAAUCGCAUAUUGCUCAUGUUGAUCACAUUGUACGUGAAGGAGCAUCAGGUCGAGUUCAAUGCAAAAACCAAUUACAGGCUGAAUGUGAAUUUGAAGAACAAGCAAAGGGUUGCCAAUGCAACUAAUCAAUCGAUCAUAAUACUCCUAAACAACAUUCUUCCAUCACAUGUUGUCGAUCUUUAUCUGUAUAAAUUGGCCAACGAGUUAUAUUAUGAAAACUAUCGAAUGAUCUCCGUAAUGUUUGCCAAACUAAUGAACUUCACAAUGGAUUUGCCCAGUUUACGCGUACUAAAUUGCAUAAUCACCGAAUUUGAUAUUCUGCUGAGUCGGUACAAGGAGUAUUACUUGGUUGAAAAGAUCAAGGUCGUUGGUUGCACUUAUAUGGCAGCAUGUGGCCUAGAUUUUGCCCUGGCAGCAAGGGUUCGUAAGGGAAAUUCGUUUAGAGAUUCCCACCUUAUACGGGGUAGACGCACAAUGGAAAUGAAUGCAAAUGACGAUAACGAAGAAGUGGUCUACUUGAUGACAACCUUCGCCUUGGACCUGAUGCGGACACUGGCAUCCUGCAACAGGGCAUAUUCGGAGACGCCCUUCGAUAGGAGCCUCUCGAGCACCGAGAUAGCCAUCGGGAUCUCCAGUGGCGAGAUCAUGGCCGGUGUGGUGGGAGCCUCGCAGCCGCACUACGACAUCUGGGGUAAUCCGGUGAACAUGGCCUCGCGGAUGCAGUCGACGGGACUGCCGGGCCACAUUCAAGUGACCGAGGAGUCUGCCAAAAUUCUAGAGGACUUUGAUAUCAUCUGCAAUCCGCGUGGCCUUACGUUUGUGAAAGGACGCGGCGAAAUUCCCACAUAUUUUGUGGCUAUUGAUGAAAAAUUAAAGUUUACAUCUCCACGAAACACGAAUCUGCAGCGAGCUCCAUCGAGGCGCUUCACUGUCAUGUCAACAAUGCAGCAGGCCUCCACUAGCGAUGAUGAUGAGGACACUACUGAUAUUGAAGUAGAGCUAUAGCUUCUCUAUUUGAUUAAUUCUUACAACAAAAAUAUAUUUUGAAAAUUUUA
Molecule: messenger RNA, 3517 nt
Organism: Drosophila serrata
Lineage: Eukaryota; Metazoa; Arthropoda; Insecta; Diptera; Drosophilidae
Product: Adenylyl cyclase X C
Biological process (GO): cyclic nucleotide biosynthetic process; adenylate cyclase-activating G protein-coupled receptor signaling pathway; intracellular signal transduction
Cellular component (GO): plasma membrane
Molecular function (GO): adenylate cyclase activity
Source: RefSeq, a predicted model, not a curated record